Penicillium manginii is the source of this 1383-nucleotide messenger RNA. RefSeq lists its product as uncharacterized. NCBI's taxonomy places the organism in Eukaryota, Fungi, Ascomycota, Eurotiomycetes, Eurotiales, Aspergillaceae. Bases 1 to 1383 code for a protein of 460 amino acids. The transcript has 2 exons. Gene Ontology annotation, molecular function: amino acid transmembrane transporter activity. Gene Ontology annotation, cellular component: vacuolar membrane. The record is from RefSeq and is a predicted model, not a curated record. Gene Ontology annotation, biological process: amino acid transmembrane transport.
AUGAGGUCUCAUAGCGGCAGCGAUGCCAAGAAGGACUUUUCCGCAGACACCGAUGGCGUCUUGCCCGACACUAUGAACGACCGAGAGGCGCAAAUACACGAGCACGGCAUUCAGAAGUUUAGCCGCUUAGGGUGGAAGCGUCUGACAGUUGUCCUUAUUACUGAAGCCAUCGCGCUAGGCACGCUGUCUAUUCCUUCAACAUUCGCCACUUUGGGAAUGGUAGCUGGUGUCAUCUGCUGUAUCGGCAUCGGUCUCAUCGCGAUCUACACGAGCUAUGUCGUUGGCCAGGUUAAGGUCAAAUACCCUCACAUCACCAACUAUGCCGACGCGGGACAGGUGCUCUUCGCUAAACUUGGCUGUGGUCGAUUUGGAUACGAGCUCAUUACUAUCAUGCUAAGCUUGCAGUUGCUUUUCCUAAUCGGAUCGCAUUGUCUUACCGGCUCGAUUGCACUCAUUACUAUUAUUGACACCAAUAUUUGCUCCAUCGUUUUCGCUGUUGUGUCAGCCGUCAUUCUUCUCCUCUUGGCUAUUCCGCCUAGCUUUACAGAGAUGGCUAUUCUGGGCUAUGUUGAUUUCGCCUCGAUCAUCAUCGCAGUCGGUGUCACCAUUAUCGGCACCGGAGUUCAAGCUACCAACAGCACAGGAUUGGCCAACGUGAAUUGGUCAGCGUGGCCGAAAGAAGGCAUCACUUUUGCAGAGACCUUUAUCUCGGUCACAAAUAUCAUUUUCGCCUACACCAUCACCAUCUGCCAGAUCUCUUUUAUGGAUGAGAUGCACACACCAACAGACUUCACAAAAUCUGUUUGCACACUGGGCGCUAUUGAGAUGGUUGUUUACACCAUGACAGGUGCUCUGAUCUACGCCUUCGUUGGCCAGGACGUCCAGAGUCCUGCUCUUCUCUCCGCUGGACCUACCCUCAGCCGGGUUGUCUUCGGCAUCGCCCUCCCCGUCAUCUUUAUCAGUGGCUCCAUCAAUGCUGUGGUCUUUGGCCGCAUGAUUCAUGGGCGCAUUUUCAAAAACUCCUAUAUUCGCUUCAUCAACACAUCCAUGGGCUGGAUUACCUGGCUUGCUAUGCUUGUGGCUGCGAUUAUCAUCUCUUUUAUCAUCGCCGAGGUCAUUCCAUUCUUCGAUGACUUGCUAUCCUUGAUGUGUUCGCUUUUCCUGUCAGGCUUUACAUUUUACUUCCCGGCCAUGAUGUGGUUCCUCCUUAUUCGAAAGGGAAGCAUGUUCACGCCGAAGAAUCUUGCACUAGGUGCCCUGAAUGUCUUCGUCUUCUUGAUUGGCCUCGUGACUCUGGGCGCGGGUAUCUACUCCUGCGUCAUCGAUAUUAGAAACAAAUAUCGCGAUGGCACAGUUGGAGGUGUUUUCAGUUGCUCGUCCUGA